AGGGUGGUCAGGGCCAGGUAGGCCCUCACAAUGGGCUAGAACCCUCCCUCCCUCUGGGUUCUCACCCACUUGACUCCUCUCCCUGCCCCAGGGAGGGGAGGAGAGGCCUGGGAUGAGUCGAGGGGGGCAGCUCUACCUCUGGAUUUCUUAUUUCCUGCUUUGCUGCUGUGCCUGAAGCUCCUCAGCUCCCACGACACUUCUGGGGGGAGGCAGGGGCAGCUGGGGAAGGGGAUUCCUACAGCCUGUCUUCUACCCCGCCCCCACCCUGAUGCUGGUCCUUCCCACAACUUUGCGUUUGUGGUGUCAGGAAAUAUGGCUGUGGUGAUGAGAUUCUUCAAGUGGGUUAGGCGAGUUUGGUGCAAGAUUUCUUGCUGGAUCCUCUCCUGGAGACACAGAACAAAGCCAGCCAUCUUGGACACCUCUGCCUCCAAGAAGCAGGCACUGAAGAAGACAGAGACCCCCAAGGUGUUUGAGACGUUCAAGUUGGUUGAGUCCACCAAAGAGGCCAAGACACCAAGGACAGAUGAGUGCCCCAAGGUGGCUGGGUCCCUCGUGUCUGCCAGGGUCCCAGACCGGCCCCAGACGGAGCCGGGCCGCCCGAGCCGGUCCCUGCUGCGGCUGCCCCGCACCGCUAUGCGGUCCAUGUCCACGCUCAUGCUCUCAGCCCUGCAGACUGGCUGGCAAAUGUGCAGUUGGAAGUCGUCUCUGAGUUCUGCCUCAGGGGUCCGCCAGAUGAAGAGCCCAUGGGAGUCCCCAGAGGCGGAGAUGCUACGGGAAGUAUACCUGGUGUUGUGGGCCAUCCGGAGGCAGCUGCGACAGCUGGCCCGCAGACAGGAGCGGCGGCGGCACCACGCCCGGCCCCUGUCUCCCCAACCUGACCAAGCACAGGUGCUAAAGGAGGAUGCCCGAAGUCCCCUCUAAGGGGAGAGCCCCAGAGCCUCCGAAAGCCCCCGCCUGACUCCUAGGUAAGGUGGACUGCAGGGGUCAGAGCUGCAGGCCCGAGCUGUGGGUGAGGGGACAUUGUUAUCCUGUCCCCACUCAUUGGAAACCCAAGGUCUGGCUUGAGUCCUGCAUACUCCCCUUCAUUCCAUGUAUUCAAUGUGUAAAAAAAAAAAAAGUUACCCAAAUAUUGGAAAAUAAAUCAGAUAUUUCUGAGUAAA
Messenger RNA from Ochotona princeps (American pika), 1160 nucleotides. RefSeq names its product sperm acrosome developmental regulator (gene SPACDR). The record is from RefSeq and is a predicted model, not a curated record. The transcript has 3 exons. Lineage: Eukaryota; Metazoa; Chordata; Mammalia; Lagomorpha; Ochotonidae. Bases 313 to 921 code for a protein of 202 amino acids.